Pararge aegeria (speckled wood butterfly) is the source of this 689-nucleotide messenger RNA. RefSeq names its product general odorant-binding protein 68-like. The transcript has 5 exons. The coding region runs from base 37 to 552 and encodes 171 amino acids. NCBI's taxonomy places the organism in Eukaryota, Metazoa, Arthropoda, Insecta, Lepidoptera, Nymphalidae. The record is from RefSeq and is a predicted model, not a curated record.
UUUCAGUCAAUAUCGACAUUAAAAAAUUCGCUAACGAUGCUCGGAAUUAUCAGUUUUUCCCUACUUUUUAUCAGUUUUCAAGCUGUAACGUCCCAAAUACCUGAGCAUUGCAGGAGACCCCCUCCUGGAGUGACACCUUCUGAUUGCUGCAAAAUACCAAACGUUUUUACAAAGGAGGACCUUGAAGAAUGUGGCGUUGAAGACCGUGAAACCAAAAAAUCUCGAGGACCUCAAGAUUGUUCGAAACACGUGUGUCUUUUGAAGAGGUACAACCUUAUGAAGGAUGAUGAAACUGUUGACAGAGCAGCUAUAGGCGAUUUCCUUGAUAAAUAUCGUACCGAGCAUAUCCAGUUCGAAGACGCUAUAGCCAAAGCGAAAAAAAAGUGCCUAGAAGGAGAUCUGCCUGGACCACCUCAUAUAUGUGAACCAACCAAGCUAGGCUUAUGCAUUAUGGUCGUAACCUUCCAAGAAUGUCCGGUCAUGGAGGAUUCCGAAAACUGUAAGAAACUUAAGGAUCACAUGGAUGAGUGCAAACAGUACUACCAAUCUUAGAUAUCUCAUACAUGACAAGAUAAUCACACAUAAAUAUGAUUUAUGAUUAUAUUUAUGCCAUUUUCAUUAUAAGAACAAUGAUUGAACAUUCAAUUUAACAAAAGAUGUACAACAAAAGAUGUACGAUAAUGUAAUAG